This is a messenger RNA of Mangifera indica (mango), 646 nucleotides long. RefSeq lists its product as uncharacterized. The record is from RefSeq and is a predicted model, not a curated record. The transcript is spliced from 3 exons. Bases 102 to 473 code for a protein of 123 amino acids. NCBI's taxonomy places the organism in Eukaryota, Viridiplantae, Streptophyta, Magnoliopsida, Sapindales, Anacardiaceae.
CCUCGGUCCUCUCACGUUUCGGCCGUUCUCCUUGUGAUCAGCUUGUAGUCUCUAUAAGGUUCCACACACUCAGUAGAGCUCUCUCAAAAUCGCUCACAGUCAUGUCGGCGUUGACAGCCACGGCUCGCCAAGCUGCUAAUUUGGUUCGGCUUUCCUCCGCAAAAUCGGCUUCGGCUUCUCAAGCCGCUUCUCUCAUCCAUAGGCGCGGUCUGGCCGGCGCCGGUGGCGACCAUCAUGGACCUCCAAGGGUGAACUGUUGGCAAGACCCACUGAGCCCAUCUAAGUGGAAAGAACAUCAUGUCUAUGCUGACAAGAAUGUCACAUUUCUGUCAAAGAAAACUAUGAAUAUAAGGUUGGUCCUGUUGAGAAGUAGAGAAAAAUUCAUAUUUCAGCCUGUUUUAUUGUUAUGUUCCAAGUUUGCUUUUAUAGUUUAUCUCGAUCGGCAAAUAGCUAGUGUCACACAUGAUAUAUAAAUUCCCAAAAUUUUCUUUCUAAGAUGUGGCACGAUUUUUUAAAUGGUUGAUAAUAUAAGUUGUGAAGUGAUAUAUGGUGAUUUGAUAAGAUUUUUGUCAUGUGCAGUUUGUGAUUGUGUCUUUAAGUGGCUGGGGCUUAAUCUUUUAUGGUAGUUACAAGUACUUAACUAGAG